This is a messenger RNA of Populus euphratica (Euphrates poplar), 2592 nucleotides long. RefSeq names its product sucrose nonfermenting-like protein (gene SNF4). The transcript is spliced from 13 exons. The record is from RefSeq and is a predicted model, not a curated record. Lineage: Eukaryota; Viridiplantae; Streptophyta; Magnoliopsida; Malpighiales; Salicaceae. Bases 812 to 2242 code for a protein of 476 amino acids.
AAGACUCAUCGUUUUCUCUCUUGCUUCGUGUCUUGUUUUGUUUUUGUUUGUGUAAGAGCUUAUGUCCUGUUCUUCAAUCACCAGAUAGAUUCUCUCUUCAUUUCCAAAAUUUAACCACAAAAAAAACAGUUAAGAAAAGAAAAAUCCAACUUUUUUAUUUUAGAUCCAACAAUGCUAAUUUUUCUUUAUCAAAUUUAGGGUUUUUUUUUCACCAUCUUUCUUUCUCUAACCCUUCAAUCCAAUUCUCCAGCUGGGUUUUCUUGUUUUAGUCUCCUGAAUCCGAUUUAGCUAAAAAGUUCCAAGUUUUUACACCAGAUCAGAGGUUGAACCUGUGUGUGUGAUUUUGCUGGUUUUGGUGCGGGGAUUUGUGGCCGUUUGAUUUGUUGACGUUUUGGGUUUGAAUUGAUGAUCAAAAGAGGAUAAGAUUGGUUGGUGGAAUUUUGAUUUGGUUAGCGUUCCAUGCUUGCAUGUAGAGAAUUGAGGAGUUUGGGUGCUCAAAGUUUAAUCAUUUUUGUUGAUUAUCAUUAAGGGCUUUUGGGGUUUUUAAUUUACAGUGUUGGUUUUUUUUUUUUUUUUAGUUGUAGAAUUUUGCAUGUAUAAGCAUUAAGGGGUCCUCUGCUAAAUUGUAGAGGAUCCCUAUUCACCGGUGUUGGUUAGUUUUUAUAGUUUUUGCUGUGAAUUGGGGAGAUGAAACAGAUAGAUAUUUGAAUUGUGGUUUCUUUUGGAGGGAUUAUUCUAGAGUUGGCAUUUUAUUGAUUGGUGGUGUGCUAAGUAUUGAGUGUACUUAUAUAAAUUAUUUUUUGGACGGAAGAUGUUUGGUUCUGGUUCCACUACUGGCCAUGAUAAUAGUGGUGUAAGUCCAGUGCGCUUCGUGUGGCCUUAUGGAGGUGGAGAAGUGUCUAUCUUUGGUACCUUUACCAGGUGGACUGAUCUUAUACCCUUGUCUCCGAUGGAGGGGUGUCCUAAUGUAUAUCAAGUUGUUGUUAGCUUAGUUCCUGGAUUGCAUCAGUUCAAGUUCUAUGUAGAUGGACAAUGGAGGGUUGAUGAGCAGCUAUCCUUUGUUAGUGGGCCUUAUGGCCUGGUAAAUACUGUUGUCUUAACUAGGGAUCCUCCCCAAAACAUUGAUUCCGAGACACCUGGGAGAUCCAACAUGGAGCUGGAUGAUGUUUCCGUUUGCCCGGAAGUAAUCCAAGGGAUGUCAGCAGCAGACUUGGAGGUUUCUCGUCAUCGUAUUUCUGCAUUCUUGUCCACACAUACUGCGUAUGAGUUGCUUCCAGAGUCAGGCAAGAUUAUUGCCUUGGAUGUUACUCUACCUGUGAAGCAAGCCUUUCAUAUUCUCUAUGAACAGGGCAUCCCUACGGCUCCUCUCUGGGAUUUUUGUAAGGGUCAGUUUGUUGGUGUGCUUGCUGCAUUGGACUUCAUCUUGAUUCUGAGGGAGCUUGGAACUCAUGGAUCUAAUCUGACGGAGGAAGAAUUAGAGACACAUACUAUAUCUGCUUGGAAGGAAGGAAAAAUGCAUCUCAGCAGACAAAUUGAUGGCAGCGGGAGAGCAUAUUCUAAACAUCUGAUCCAUGCAGGGCCAUAUGACUCGCUGAAAGAUGUUGCUUCAAAAUUUUUGCAAAACAGCAUAUCAACAGUUCCCAUCCUUCAUUCUUCUGCUCAGGAUGGUUCAUUUCCCCAGCUGCUACAUCUUGCUUCCUUGUCUGGAAUACUAAAAUGUAUAUGCAGGUAUUUCAGACAUUCUGCUGGCUCCUUACCCAUUCUUCAACAGCCAAUUUGUUCAAUUCCUUUGGGUACAUGGGUUCCAAAAAUUGGGGAACCAAACAGACGACCAUUUGCUAUGUUGAAACCAAAUGCUUCUCUCGGUGCUGCCCUCUCUUUGUUGGUUCAAGCCAAUGUCAGUUCAAUACCAAUCGUAAAUGAUAAUGAUUCACUGCUGGAUGUGUAUUCUCGAAGUGAUAUCACUGCCUUGGCAAAAGAUAAAGCCUAUGCACAAAUUCAUCUUGAUGAAAUAAGCAUUCACCAGGCACUGCAGUUGGGUCAGGAUGCAAAUUCUUCAUAUGGAUUCUUCAAUGGACAGAGGUGUCAGAUGUGUUUACGGACUGAUUCUCUACACAAAGUGAUGGAGCGAUUGGCAAAUCCUGGGGUUAGGAGACUUUUGAUCGUGGAAGCUGGCAGCAAGCGUGUAGAAGGGAUCAUCUCACUGAGUGAUGUCUUCAAGUUUCUGUUGGGGGUAGGGUAGAUGCUGGGGUUGCUGUGGUGACAUUGGAGAGGACCGCAGUCAUUACUCAUUAUUUUCUUUCCUAGGAUAGAAAAUUCAAAGAGCAAAAAAGCAUUUGUAAAUUGUGAGUCUUCAAUUUUCCCCCAUAUAACCUAAUGGUUAUAAAGUCAAAUCAUGCUGCUGGAACUGCCAUGUUUAGUGCUAACAGAGAAUGGAGUUCAAAGUGCAUUAAGUUGCUCAUGGCAAGUUGGCAACCCCUGCUGUUGGCAGUCUGUACUUACAAAUAUGGGUGGUUGAUUCAUUUUCAGUUUCUGAUCUCAGCUUAUUAAUUCUAGCUUAGUUUUGCACUCAUGCUUGGGUUGUCUUGUUCU